This is a messenger RNA of Klebsormidium nitens, 1091 nucleotides long. NCBI's taxonomy places the organism in Eukaryota, Viridiplantae, Streptophyta, Klebsormidiophyceae, Klebsormidiales, Klebsormidiaceae. The record is from the annotation of a GenBank genome assembly.
UCUAAAGCUGAAUUUCAGAAAUCAGCCAAAGGUGUCUGCAAACAAGCCGCCAGCAUCUUGCCAUUGUCUGGAUCUCAGCUGCUUCAUAGCCCUUUUCUGAGUUCGGAACGGGAACACUGUAUUUUGUUUUAGGACGUUUUUCUGUUGUCAGUUGUGGGCCAAGCUUUUGCCCCGCCUGUCAUCAGACGUUCAAGUGGCGGCAUAGCAAAUACUACUACUUGUAGUUAGAAAGCACUAUGAUGAUCUGACCUGCGUCGGAGGCCUCGUUAUGAUCAACUCAACCGUAGGUUUUGAGAAAGGUCUUUGGAUCACCAACCACUACUCACGAAGGGGAACCAGACAUACUGGGGAGUGGGGUUCCUUCGCAGCUGGUUCAUGUUCUGCGGGCCGGCAGAGAUUCGCAUCCAGGGCUAACUACAGAAGGACAGGCGCUGAGUGGCACGGAGGCCAAAAGUCGGGGGGGGCUAAGCAGGGGGGACUUAAGAUUGGUCAUCUGAUUAGGGUUCAUGGCUAGUAAAAUUAUUGCCAACCUCCUUGUGCUGGGGGGUGGUAUCUUAGUACGGGCCGUCUCGCAAGCAUACCGGCAGGCUAUCAUAAAUGGCACCAAGGCGGGCGUCGCAGAGCAGGUUAAGAACACGGUGGGGCGGGGCAGCAAGACGAUGAGCUUGCACGAAGCGCGGCAAGUACUUGGGAUCAAAGAAGAAGCGUCUUGGGAGGAGAUUGUCAAGAGAUAUGAGCGGCUAUAUCAGAGAAACGAGGAAGGGGGCUCCUUCUACAUUCAAAGUAAGGUUGUUAGAGCGAAGGAGGCGCUGGAAGCUGUCCAACAACAAGCGAAGGACAGUGCUAGUGCUGGAGGAAAGACUUGAGGUUUUGGCAACCAUGCAUUUUUUACCCUCAAUUAUAGCAAAAAAUAAGUUUACCGGUUCGUUAAGUUCGUCGGGGAUACACGCGCUUCAAAGUUUCGCGCGCAGCCUUUGUCACUUCAUAUCCUCAGUUCAAAGACGUGCAGGCAUGAUGUAAAGUUGUGCAUACGCACAAGCUGCUUAACGCCCUACACCAAGCUAGAGACUUGAGGCAACAUGUGAAUCGAU